UUUUUUAAUCUACAUACUAUCCAUCUCUCUACCUUAUCUCUCCAUUUUCUCUUAUCAAUAUUAAAAGACUAAAACACACACACACACACACAAAAUAAACAAAUACCCCAUGGUACUCUGCUUCUGCUUGAACCCCUGACUUUGUCUGUAGUCCAGUCCACUUUCUCUUCACUUUCUAAGUUCCACUACUGACUCCACCAAAACCCCUCAACACACCCUUCUUCUCAUGUUGAAUGAUCAAACACCUUCCACAAGCCAUGGCACAGAGCAACACCACAUUGACAGUGCAGAAAACGAACCACAAAUCAGAGAAAUCUACGCCUUAACUCCCCCCCCAAGAAGAGAACCAAACUUUGAAACACACACACACAGCCACAGCCACCUCUCAUCUUCUGUGUCCAUAGAAGGUGGUUCCAGCGAGAAUUUCAGCAUGAGUAGAGAAUUCAGUGCUCUUGUUCUAGCAGGCUCAAGCAUCGACCACAACAUCACCACCCCAAGUCAAAUGAGCUUGGACAUGAUGAUGCAUAGCGAUGAAGGAGGUGUUAAUAGCAACAACACUAACAAUAACAAUAACUACAACAACUUGGGGAGGAUUGAAGAGGAUGAGGUGUUGAUGAUGGAGGAGACUAACCCUUUGGCAAUUGUGGCGGAUAACAACCCUUUGGAGGCGGUUUCGUCAUCGCCGCCGCCUCCAAGUCGUGGUGGAGGGACUUUUUCUUCUUCUUCUGCUACUUCAGGUGGUGGUGCUGUGAAUGAGAUGACAGUGCAGAGAGUGAGGAAGGAGGAAGUUGAGGCAAAGAUAUCGGCGUGGCAGAACGCUAAGGUUGCUAAGAUCAACAACAGGUUCAAGAGGGAAGAUGCUGUUAUCAAUGGCUGGGAGAAUGAGCAGGUUCAGAAAGCAUCUUCAUGGAUGAAGAAAGUUGAGAGGAAGCUGGAGGAGAAAAGAGCAAGAGCACUGGAGAAAAUGCAAAAUGAUGUAGCAAAAGCACAUAGAAAAGCUGAGGAGAGAAAGGCAUCGGCAGAGGCUAAAAGGGGAACUAAAGUAGCCAGGGUUCUGGAGAUUGCCAACCUCAUGAGAGCAGUUGGAAGAGCACCUACCAAAAGAUCUUUCUUUUAAAUUAUAUAAAAUGAAUGUUAUGUUUUGAAACCACAUUUGUAGAGAAAAGUAACCAAAAAGAGAAACAUAGAGUGAAAAAGUUUGAGCAUAAUAGAUGACAUAGUGUGAUAAGAGUCCCUUUUCCUUUUGAAUUUAAUUUAAAGGAUUAAAGAGGGCUAGCAGUGUAUAAAGAAAAAGAAGAUAUGAGGUGUAUAUGUUAUUAUAUUAUAUAUUAUAUAGAAACCAAUUGGAGUGUUUUUGAGUGAUUGAUUAGUGCAUUAGAAUUAAUUUAUAGA
Molecule: messenger RNA, 1392 nt
Organism: Glycine soja
Lineage: Eukaryota; Viridiplantae; Streptophyta; Magnoliopsida; Fabales; Fabaceae
Product: remorin 4.2-like
Exons: 2
Coding region: 227-1117 (296 amino acids)
Source: RefSeq, a predicted model, not a curated record